AUUACACCCAACAGCGCAAACUUAUGAUAUGUAUGUGAUAUAUUCACAAACACCCCUUUAUGUGCAUUUACCAACAAUUAUUAAUAGGUUAACGAAGGAUUCGCCGACGUUUUCCCGGCUGCUGUAGUAAACUCUUCAUAGUUCAGUCAGUUGUUGUGGUUAAGAACCAGGGUUUUUCACUAUAGACUGUGCUUUUUACUGGGUCAUCGGGUUCAAAUAUGGACCCAAAACACAAAGAACUGCUCCGAUCUCAGCGGCUUUUUCUGGUCGAGGAGCUUUUAGUGGACGACAUGAUCAUACAGUAUUUAUACCAGGAGGAGAUCUUAACGGAGAGUCAUUUAGAGGAGAUUCAGUCUGAGUCGUCUAAUAGGAAAAAAACGCUAAAGCUGCUGGAUAUUCUGCCCACGCGGGGUUCGCGCGCCUUCCAUCACUUUAUUCAGUCAUUAGAGAAAGAUUUUCCCUGGAUCAAAGACAAAUUACUGCGACUGUGUGCUGAAGACAAAGAGUCUCCUCCUCCUCUGUCCUUCACAGUUCAGUGUGGUGUUCCUGACCACAUCCUUCCGACUGUUCCAACCACGCAGCAUCUGAACCGCUUGGCCGCUCUUCUCAGUUCAGAGUGGAAGUCUGUGCUGCUGGAUCUGGGCCUGUCCUCUGCGGAUCUGUACCGGUGCUGCGUCGACCACCCCCACGCGGUUCAGAGUCAGGUGCUCGCUGGGCUGGUGGUGUGGACGCAGAGGAACGGAAGAGAAGCCACAGUGCGGCGACUGCUCCAGAGCCUGCAGGCCACAGACAUCCUGCCAUCUGUCCUCCAACAGGUGUUUGUGUGACAUAACAAGUCGUGUUUUUCUGAACUUCAUACUGCUCUUGAGCUGUGGAAAACACAUGACAGACACCGGAGGAAGACAAAACAGAGUAUCCUUCUGUGACUUUUUGUAUUCAGUUACAGGAAUGUACUGAAACUCCAUCAUUCAUAAUGAAAAAUUAUGAAAUUGAUCAUGUCAUACUGUUUUUUCUAUAUAUGCCUUUUAAUAUUCAAAUAAUUUUUCUUUAAUUAUGCUUCCGAAAUAUCUUUUGUAUUGCCGUUAAAUUUGUCAAUUUUUGUUUGAUUUGCCACAGAAAUUACCCUUAAUUACACCUAUUUUUGUAAUGCAGAUAUUGCCUUGCUACUGCCAGUGGUGAACUAAGUCAGAUUUUUCUGUAUUUGCACAAUAAUUUCAUGUUUAUUCAUGAGAAAAACACUGUUUUAUAAUGUUUUGGUAUACACUGUUUCCUGUCCCAGAUAACAUGUGUCCUUGAUGAGGUGAGAUGAGUUAAGACGCUUUAUGCAAUCUUUAUUUGAAACUAUUUACCAGCUGCUUGCUGAUAAUGUGAUGUUCUUAGUGGGGUCAUACUUUUCAUUUCUCAUUCAUAAACAAGCUGUUCUGCCCACUGAUUCCACCCAGUAAUAACACUCUGAAACGCCCAGAUGGGAUUUAUGUUCUCAGACUACCAAUUCUUUUUUCAUACUUUUAAAACACUUUCUAUGCUUUUCAUGGUAACACUUUAGUAUAGGGACCAAUUCUCACUAUUUAUUAGCAUGCAUAUUGGCUGUUUAUUAGUACUUAUAAAACACGUAUUCUGCAUGACCGUAUUCUACAUCCCUAGUCCUACCCAAUACCUAAAUUUAACAACUACCUUAUUACUAAGCAGCAAAUUAGGAGUUUACUAGGGCAAAAGUGGUAGUUAAUGGUUGUUAAUAUUUGUUGUUAAAAUAAAGUGUGACCCAGUUCAGUAAGUAAAAGUUAUACGUGCUCAACUGCAUGUAUAAUAAUUAUAUACAAGAAUUGAGACAUAUGAAGAAAAAAAAAAGACAUUUUGUAUGACACAUGUUUGUUGAGAUACUGUCUUCAGCAUAAUCUCAGGCUACUAUAUCUGGUCUGCUCUCUUUUUUUCUCUCCAUCUGUCACUUGCUGUUUUUAUUCAGUGCUGUUUACUCGAAGCGUAAUCAAUAUUUACAGAUCAGGUGUUUGUUAUAUGACACAGGUCAUUUCCUAAUCUCUCACUUAUUAAUCAGAGAGUGUUUGUGUGUGUGUGUGUGUGUGUGUGUGUGCGUGCGUAAUACAUGCCAUCAUUCGUAAACAUUUGUACGCAGUUGUCAGUUUCUCCUGUGAUUACCCGCUCCCUCCGCGUUUGUUAUUGUCACGUUUUUGUUUUCAGCUUUGUCUCCCAGAUGCCAUGUUAUGAGACUUUGAAUGCUUUCCUAGAAUCUGAGUGUGAAAGAGCUUACGUUGAUGUAUAAUUGACUUACCUAGUUAAAUAUAAAUGGCCAUCAACAGCCCCAUUGUCCCUGAGGUGAUCCAAUAAUGUCAUGUCUAAGAAAUCACAGACAACUUUUUGUGGUAUUAAACUAAUGGUUUGUGAUGAAUGUUCAUCUUUUGAUUAGAAACAUUGAUAAAGUA
This is a messenger RNA of Onychostoma macrolepis, 2438 nucleotides long. It is a transcript of the gene cradd, whose product is annotated as CASP2 and RIPK1 domain containing adaptor with death domain. Bases 219 to 827 code for a protein of 202 amino acids. Lineage: Eukaryota; Metazoa; Chordata; Actinopteri; Cypriniformes; Cyprinidae. Gene Ontology annotation, molecular function: protease binding; death domain binding. Gene Ontology annotation, biological process: signal transduction; regulation of apoptotic process. The transcript has 2 exons. The record is from RefSeq and is a predicted model, not a curated record. Gene Ontology annotation, cellular component: CBM complex.